Molecule: messenger RNA, 489 nt
Organism: Copidosoma floridanum
Lineage: Eukaryota; Metazoa; Arthropoda; Insecta; Hymenoptera; Encyrtidae
Product: serine/threonine-protein kinase CTR1-like
Source: RefSeq, a predicted model, not a curated record
AUGUUGAGAGGUCAAACAGACAAAGUUACCAUGAGGGAAAUCACUCUUUUAAGUCAAAUCAGGCAUCCUAAUAUUGUUUCAAUAAUGGCUCUUGGAGAAUCCGAUCAACAGCUUCAAAUAAUAAUGGAGUACUUUGCAUCCUUCUGCUUGUACAGUAUUUUGUUUGACAAAACAAUUUCUGAACAAUUUACAUUGGAUCAAGAUAAUAUGAAAUCAAUUGCUCAUCAAAAUAGCAUGGCUCUUACCUACUUACAUUUACAUUCCCCUCAAAUCAUUCAUCGAGACGUCAAGCCCUCAAAUGUAUUGGUCAACAGGAACUUCCUAGUAAAGCUGUGUGACCUAGGAUUGGGUAAAUGUGAAAUGUUACAGAACAGUUUAGUCUCUACAAUAAAAGGUGGCAUGUGUGGAACACAUAUGUAUAUGGCCCCCGAAAUUUUUUUGCAGAGGAAGGGAGCAACUGCAGCUUGCGAUGUGUCGUCGUUUGGAUGA